AGCAUAAUUGUAGCUACGCAAAUGCAAGUGGGCACCGUCUUGUCGGUUUUGUAGUCAUCGUGAAAUCAUCGUGAACUCAAUUGUGAAUCAUUGCGAAAUCAUCAGAUAACGAGGAAUCAUUCAGUGACAUUUGACACGUUACAGGAAGAGUAGGUAGACAUCUAGAGUGUAAACCACAUUACCAGAAUCGAGGCGUCAGGCUGAGAGGAUCCAGAGGCAAUGCAGUUCUCUAAUUCUAUUUCUGAUAAGCACCACAGUAGGAAGUCAUUGAUUGAAAGUCAACAACACACAAUAAAUACUUUUACAGCAAAUCAAUCAUGCUAAAAGGGAGGUGAACUCGUCAUUGUUUCUAGGUCAGGAGUUUGAUCAUCUGGGAACUUAUUGCUUACUUUUAGCUGAUCAAGAAUAUCACUAAAAUUUAAGACAUGUUGGCUCUAAAUGUUAGUGAGGUUGUUGAUAUGAAUCAGGCAGUUAAUGUGUAGCAAUAUCAUUUUAUGUGCAAUGAUGCGAUUGAUUGUUUAUAGAAUGAGGCUACAUGCAUGCAUUUAUCUAGCUUACCAUCAAAUAUCAUCCGUAGGUACCCAUCCUAGUUGCAAGGGUUACUACGUAGGUUAUGCUUGUUACCAUGGCAAGGUUGGUUACCAGGUGUCAUUUCAGUUGUCACAGUAGACAGUAGACUAUACACUAUAUUACUAUUUGGGUGUUAUAUUUCAUCAUUACUAGAAUUCUUUUUCUUUCAACUCUUGAAACAUACUUCACUUUCGAGGAACUCAAUCCGACCAUUGAUUAAACGAAUGCGGACUUAUACAGUACUAUCGCGACGUUCACGUCAUACGAGGAAAGCUUGCAGUCUAUUCAUAAAUAGCAUGUUAUUUGCAAAUCAAAUUGCACAAGCCAUUUGUCCCCCAACCGAUUACGCGUACGAAGCAUCGUCACACUCGCUCGGUACACCGGAUAUGCGGAGACAUCACGAGCUUCACCGGAAAUGGGCGUGCCUUCAUCCGGCUUCUUCAGAAUGCACGCGGGCGAAUCAGCGAGAAGUCAUAGCUGCCGGCGAUAGCCAGUCAGUUUGCACGCCGUCUCACUCAGCGGUUUCUCGUACGGCGAAGCGGGUUUCGAGACUGACGAAGCAGCGGAAACUCGACUACGUGUUUGCAUGCAGUCUGCCGUCGAUGAUGUCACGUGCAGCUACACUCACGUUCAUCGGUAUCGCAUUGUGCCAUGUACAGACGGCUUUCGGGUUUAAUCUCUUCAUCGACCGAGACUUUGGAGUAAACGUUCUGCAUUGGGGAGAUGUCUUCGCCAAUGAUGCACUCUAUUUUAUUAAGGACGACGUACCGUUUGCCGGUACGCUCGGUAACAACCUACUUCAUUUGAUCACGGUGCAGACGACACACAGGUUGAAGUUUACGUGGAACACUGAUCCUGACGAGAUAGUCACAUACAAGUGGGCAUUCAACUCGACCGACCUGAGAGUUCUCGCAAGACCGUAUCUGUCGAUAAACCACACAGGAAUCGUACCCAGGGAGGAAGUUUUCUUUUUCAUAUUCCCUUGCACCGGAGUGAAUCCUAGAACCGAGCAAGCGGGGAUAUUACUCGAUUACUCUGUGUAUGGGAAUAUUAAUGCGAGUGUCGCUAGCGAUAUUCUGGAUAGGAAUUCGACUGCCAGUCUACCGUCCGUAGUGGGCACUCCCAAGUUGAAUAUUAGUCUGCGUCUCAGCACUCGAGUCGACUGCCUGCAGUUGGGCCCGAUCGAUGGCAAGAAGGACGAGAGUGACUCACAGCCGUUGUGGGCCAUCGGUGUCGUAUUCGGAUGUAUCAUCGCAAUAGUUCUAAUCUCCGUCGUCGCGUUUCUAUUGUAUCGUCAACACAAGGAAAAAACAAACGUCAGUACUCUGGAGAGAGAACUAACUGUACUUCGAGAUGCUCAAGAGAGCAGUUCUGCACGUUACAUGGAUGUGUAUUCCGAUUCGAGUGGCAGUAUCAGUGGUAGCGUCUCGUACAAAGAGACUCUGUCUAUGAGAAUGCACAAUGCGAGUAGGAAAGCGUCGAGACCCAAGUCGGACAUGAUGGACGUGUUGAAAGAAAACUGGUUUGAAGAACUGGAGGAUUGCAUUGUGGAAUAUAGUCAAAUACAAUUCGGAGAGGAACUCGGAAAAGGCGCAUUUGGAUUUGUGUACAAGGGCACCCUCACUGCGGCCGACGAUCCGUCUACAGUAGAAACGGUUGCUCUAAAGACGAUGAAGACUUUGGAUAGUGUCAGUGACAUGUCUCGGUUCCUGUCCGAAGGGAUCGUAAUGAAGGACUUUCGUCAUCGUAAUGUGAUGGGCCUCACGGGUGUGUGCUUUCCUGAGGAGGAUCCUCCAAUCAUCAUCUUGCCGUUCAUGGCCAACGGCGAUCUACACUCGUUUCUCAAGAAACGCAGAGGCUCCGCAUCAUCGAUGGAUACGAUGACUGACAACAUGCUGUCUCUUGAUCGCCUCAUGCAAUUUGUCAAUGAUAUUGCUCGUGGGAUGGACUACCUUUCUCGCCAGAACUUUGUUCAUCGUGAUUUAGCCGCACGCAACUGCAUGUUAGAUGAGGACUUUGUAGUGAAGAUUGGAGACUUUGGUCUUGCUAAGGACAUGCACGAGGAGUUAUAUUAUCGGCUUGGAACGCCGACAAAGUUACCAGUUAAAUGGUUGGCCAUCGAGAGCUUGAAUGAUCAAGUGUUUACGUUGCAGACUGACGUGUGGGCGUUUGGAGUGACCAUGUGGGAGAUACUGAGUCUCGGUAUGCAACCAUAUCCUGGAGUCGCGAAUCACGAAUUGACCGAGUUGCUGCUGAAGGGGCAUCGAUUACAGAAGCCGGCGAUUUGCACCCACGACUUAUUUGAGAUAAUGUCGUCGUGUUGGCUUGUCGAGCCGCACAAUCGUCCGACUUUCUCUCAGUUGGUGAUGAUGCUUGAGAGACUGGACGGGGGCUCUUAUAGUUCCAACGUCGAUGACCCGGACGGCUACGAAAACAUGAGUCCGAUGUCUAAGACGCCGAGUGUGAGCUACAACAGAGACACACUUGACGAACGUGAAACUCUGUUGUCUCCUACUGGCUACACAAUCAUGAAUCUUGAUUCGUCCCCUCGCCCCCGCAUGAAGGACCCAACAGUGACAUCACCGGAUGACAGCGAUAACUACUUGCCAAUGUUGUUGAAGUCAUCGGCACUUACUGAUGGCGAUCAAGCAUUUGUCACAGCACCGGAAGAAGAAGAGGAAGGCGGCAACUACUUGCCGAUGUCGCUGAAAUUGCCGACAUCAAGUGAUGACAAACAAAAUGGGAUUAAGUCUCCGGAGCGAGUUGAUGACUAUGUCAGUCGUACCGAUGGACAUGAGACGGCUACUAAAAGGCAAAGAACAGUGUCUACAGCAAGUGGUAAGGAACGAAAGGAGGUCGAUGCGACUGGUGAUGACGAAUACAUGAGAAUGAGUGUGAACUUGGCAAGAGCAGAUGUCAGUAAACCAGACGUCGUGGAAGAACAGGAUGCCGACGAAUACAUGAGGAUGACUGUGCAGAACGGGAAACGAGACGUGAACCGAGAGUUGGGCGAUGCAGACGACAAGUAUGUGAGAAUGACAUCGAAAUCGGACCUAACGACAAAUGGGUUCGUCAAUGGGAAAGUUGGGCCUGUGGUAAACGACGACGGUGAAGGAACCCUGUUGUAGUUAGGUGGGUUGUUUCUGGCUUGUUUGUAUGCCCUCCUUCUCCCCCCUCUCUGCUAUAUAUUGACAUGACACGAGUAGAAUAAGUGCUGACUGCUGAGGCUUCAGACUGCUGGUUUUUCCCUCAGCUGCUGUAGUGGACUUAGUAGUAGGAUCGAUAUUAGCUGUGUAUUAUUAUUGGAUGAGUUCGACAUUGCUUUUUUAUAAUACGAUUACAUGCAUGA
Molecule: messenger RNA, 3919 nt
Organism: Corticium candelabrum
Lineage: Eukaryota; Metazoa; Porifera; Homoscleromorpha; Homosclerophorida; Plakinidae
Product: tyrosine-protein kinase receptor TYRO3-like
Exons: 15
Coding region: 795-3698 (967 amino acids)
Biological process (GO): protein phosphorylation; cell surface receptor protein tyrosine kinase signaling pathway; multicellular organism development
Cellular component (GO): signaling receptor complex; plasma membrane
Molecular function (GO): ATP binding; transmembrane receptor protein tyrosine kinase activity
Source: RefSeq, a predicted model, not a curated record